AUGGAUCUAAAAGAUACGGUAAGAGUGAUUGUUUGUGGAGAUGAUUCUGUAGGUAAAUCCACUCUUAUAGCCACAUUGGUGAAAGGUGAAUAUAUUCAUAACAUGCAAAAUGUAUUGCCACCAAUCACAAUAUCUCAUGAAGAUUAUUCCGAAAGUUUGAUCGAUGUUAUUUCCAGUACUAAAAGUGAUUAUAAUGAACCUUUAACUGAUAGAAGAGUUUCAAAAUACAUUCCUAGAAAGACAGUGAUCAUUGAUACUUCUCCUUCAGAUACAGUGAAUUUCCAAAAGGAAUUGAAAAGAAGUGAUGUCAUUUGGUUAGUUUAUUCUGAUCAUUAUACUUAUGAAAGAAUCUCUUUGCAUUGGGUUCCUAUGCUUAGAUCGAUGGGGGUUAACUUACCCAUAGUUUUAUGUGCAAAUAAAUCCGAUCUCUUGGAUGAUUCCACAAACAUGAAGGCACAAACUUCAGAUGAAUUCUUACCACUUUUAAAUGAGUUCAAAGAAAUUGAAGCUUGUGUGAGGUGUAGUGCCAAACUUAAUGAUAAUGUUGUUGAAGCAUUUUAUUUAUGUCAAAGGGCUAUUACUCAUCCAAUAUCACCGAUUUUUGAUUCCAAAGAAGGUAAUUUGAAACCUUCGGCCAUAGCUGCUUUGAAAAGAGUGUUCUUUCUUUGUGAUAAGGAUUUAGAUGGAUAUUUGAAUUUUGAUGAAUUUUGUGAUUUACAUAUGAAGGCUUUCGAUAAAAGAGCUACUGAAAGUGAAUACAGGGAUGUUAUUAAGAACAUUGAUCGGAUAAUCUAUCCUGAACCAACUGCUGAUGGUAAGAGUAGAGGAAUUUCUGAAGAUGGUUUCAUUUUAUUAAACAAAUUGUACGCUGAGAGGGGUCGUCAUGAAACAACUUGGGGUAUUUUGAGAUCCUUUGGAUAUACCAACUCAUUAUCAUUGAAUGAUAAAUUCUUGUAUCCCAAAAUCGAUGUCAAUCCUGAUUCCAGUGUGGAGUUGAGUCCUACAGGAUAUAGAUUCAUGGUAGAUUUGUUUGUCAAAUUCGAUAAAGAUAAUGAUGGAGGUUUGAACGAAAAAGAGCUCAAAAACUUAUUCUAUCCUACUCCAGGAAUCCCAAAAUUAUGGAAAGAAUGUCAAUUCCCUUCAUCAAUUGUUUGUAAUGAAUAUGGAUACGUUACUCUACAAGGAUGGUUGGCUCAAUGGAAUUUGACUACCUUUUUAGACUAUAAAACCACCCUCGAAUAUCUUGCUUAUUUAGGUUUUGAUGAAGGUAAUUCUAUCAAAGCUUUAAAGAUCACUAAACCUAGAAAGAAGCGUCAAAAACAAGGCAAGAUUUAUCGUCAACCAAUUUAUGAUAGAAAUGUGUUUAAUUGUUUCCUUCUAGGAGGUCCUCAAAGUGGUAAGACUUCUUUCUUGGAAGCUUUCUUGAAAGGAUCUUAUAGUGACGUUUACUCUCCUACUAUUCAACCACGAAUUUGUGCUAAGGAUAUUGAAUUAAGAGGUGGGAAACAAUGUUAUUUGAUACUAGAAGAAUUAGGAGAACUCGAACCAGCUAUUCUUACCAAUAAAUCACGUCUUGAUCAGUGUGAUGUUAUCUGCUACUGUUAUGAUUCCUCAGAUCCUACAUCAUUUCAAUAUUUGAUCGAUUUACGAGAAAAGUAUCAAGAAUUUUUAAGUGAAAUUCCUUGUGUGUUUGUGGCAUUGAAAGCAGAUUUAGAUAAACAACAACAAAGAUCCGACGUUCAACCCGAAACUUAUACGAAUGACCUUUUACUCAAUUCUCCAUUACACAUAUCAUCAGCUUGGACAACUUCUUUGAAUGAAUUAUUCAUUCAAUUGGUUGAUGCCGCCACUUUACCCAGUCUGGCUACUGCUGGCUUAGAAAAGGAACCCGAGCCUUUCCUUGAUGAAAACUAUAAACACCUUCUCUUAGCUGGAGGUACUUUAAGUGUAAUGACGUUGGUUAGUUUAUGGAUUUGGAAAAGUUCCUUACAGAGUUCACGAUAA
Molecule: messenger RNA, 2004 nt
Organism: Yamadazyma jaroonii
Lineage: Eukaryota; Fungi; Ascomycota; Pichiomycetes; Serinales; Debaryomycetaceae
Source: the annotation of a GenBank genome assembly